GUGCAAGAGGGAUUUUUUGGACUUUGACAAACAACUGUCAACAAAACCUGAAAAAAAGAAAAUAAACAAAUCAAAACAUGUGAACAUCGACAUCAUGGUAUCGUAGCUAACAUUGGGCGAUAAUAAAAGUAAAGUAGCGUUAAAAUCUCCAGUCCGUGUCUGGAAUCAUGAUCAUUGCUCUGCAAACAUUGAUCUUCUUUCGUGAAUCUUUACUUACCGCGCUGGACCGGCUACUUCGGCCGUAUUACAACAGGUUUUCAUUGACCUUCAAUAGGAAUGGCAAUGAUUCUGACGAUGACGAGUCGGAUGAGCAAGUGUUCGCUGAUUAUGAUGAUGAAAAAGGUGUUGUUUUCUAUCCACCCAUGUAUGCCCAGCGUUAUGCGGCAGUCAGUGACUGUCUCCUGGAUGAACGGUGGGUCGGAAAAUUGGAAAAGGUGGCUGACCUAGGACACCAUGACAUGAGUUUCAUCAAGUAUCUUAAAGAUGUCCCUGGGAUAAGACGUAUCUUGGGCGUGGAUAUAGAGACUAUACCAUUGAGAUGUUCCUCAGACUUGCUUGCAUGUGAUAACUAUGUUCCAAGGAGAGAGAAUCCAUUGAAUGUUACUCUGUACCAAGGCAAUGCAGCAGACCCUGACUAUAGACUGAUUGGUUGUGAUGCAGUGAUUGCAAUUGAGAUGAUUGAACACAUGCUACCUCAUGACUUAGACAGACUAGUUCACACUGUAUUUGGUUUCAUAAAACCGUGGGUUGUGAUUUUCACCACACCGAAUGGUGAUUUCAAUGUACUCUUUAAGUCCUUAGAAAAAAAUGGGUUGAGGAGGCUGGAUCAUUUUUUUGAAUGGUCUAGAGAGCAAUAUCAUGAUUGGUGCAGUAACAUAGUAGUGAGAUAUCCGCAGUAUACAGUGACUUGUAAAGGCAUAGGCCCAGGUCCACCAGGCACAGAACAUAUAGGCUGUUGUACGCAAAUGGCUUUGUUCAUAAGUAAGGACUAUCAGAAACAACAAGACUUGACCAUUAACAGCCUGGCUUUGGUUGCGAAUCCUCCAAGUCAAAAUAAUAUAAGUGAUGAAAUCAACAACUGGGAUUUAGCAGAACUUAUCACAGAAAACAAUAUGAUUUGUCCGCCAAGCAACAUGGAAUCCUACACAGAACUGCUUUUGUCCAACAAACAGUCACGAAUUACAAUAAUGAUAACAACUCCUGAUUAUUCCAUUGAAUCAAUCGGUUAUCAAGACAAAACAUCACAGUGUAACUUAGAUACAGAGCUUGGGAGAAGUUACCUUAUGUUUGAUGAUGAGCAAAUGUGUUUCAAUGUGUUGGUGCCUAGAAGAAAGUUUGAUAACAGAGUUUAUGAGAUAGAAGAUGUUGCAAGCAGACUUAAUUGCACAACACUACAAGUUAAGAAAUUCUCAAAAGCGACCCAAAAUUUAAUGGCAAGAAACAAAUCGGACUCUUUACUUCAUACUCGGGAAGUUGUGAAUGAGAUUCGCAAUUUGACUAAAAUGCUCAAUUUUAAUAAGGAUAGUCCGAAUCGAGAAGCAGAUGAAUCUCACCCUUGGUGCAAUAUAAAUUGGGGCGAGAAUGCGCCGUAUUGGAACCAAUAUUAUAAAAUAGUCAGAGAAUACAAUUAUCCUUUUGAGGUAAAAUCCGACGACUCUCGCAUGCUGGAUCUGAUAUCAGAGGAGAUAAACAGUCUCGUAGACACUCAGUAUGAUGAUGAGUAUUCUUCGGAUAUGAACAAACUGGAGAUACCGCUGCAGUACCUCAUGAAAGUGGUUUCACACAUCACCGAUGACGUCGACAGGGUCAAGGAUCUUUUAGAGUGGAACGGAUAUGAGAUCGUGGAUGAAAUGGUGAUCCACACGAGGCUGGUGGACACCGCGUCCGUCGCCACCUACGAAGAAGAAUGGCAGGACGACACACUAUCUGAUUGCGAUACAACCGAUUUCCAUUCCACUACUAUGUCUGACGGAAGUACCGUCAUGCCGGAUUAUCACGGUCGCUGUCUCCGUCGCGCUCUCGACCACAAGCUGCGCAGACUCCGCUCGAUGCUCACGGCCGACGAGGACAUUAGCUCGGAGCUGGACCGAGUGGUCUGCAGGCUCAUGAAGCUCGCCCUCCGCACGAGCAAGGGACGCGACACCGCACCACCCACAAGGUGGAUGCAGACCAAACUGCUUGACUUGCUAACGUUGACUGAGAAGUCUAUCGAUAGAAGAAAGAGGCAUUUUAUUGAGACCUACCCGCUGAAAGAGGUUGAAUUUGAUUCAGAAUUAAAGAAAGAGGAAAUAGAGUUUGACAAGAUUAAAGAGGAUCACACGGCAAAAGAAAUUGUAAAUAAAUAUCGUCAUUUAGUUCAUGCUUUAGACGAGCCUGCCAAAUACGAAGGACAUUCUAGUCCCAAAUACGGUAAUAUAGAUUUAGAGCUAGAAGACGAAUUGAGUGAAAUUAGCGAUUUUGAAUAUAUCAAUAGACCAUCGCCUGAUCUUGUUUAUUCGGAUGAUAGAAUAAAGGAAAGUAACGAUGAACUACAACCUGUUGAAUUCGACAUAACACUAGAGAGAACGCAAGCGUGGAUAGAAGAAGAGAAUAUUGAAGUUGUCCCAUAUCCAAAUCAUGAUUAUGGCAAUACAUCUGAUGAUAGCAAUAAUAUUAUUGACAAAACAUUUGGGAAUAAAUAUAAGAAUACAAGCAAAAGGUAUAGAGGCUGUAAUAAGAAUGCUGACUUUGGCGUUGUACCUUAUAAGAAAGUACUCCAACAAAAGAAAAGUCAAAAUGGAAAGAAUAAUAAAGAGAAAAUCAAAAGUGUUAAAGUGAUAAAGAAGUUGACACAAAAGAAAUCUAGCUAUAGUAGUUUACUAAAAAGUUCAAGUAGUAGAUAUUUGACGAUUAAAAUUAGCAGCCGAAAGGUAAAACCGAAGAAAUAUAAAGAAGUGUCUCAAAUAAACUAUAAUCGUACAGAUUCAAAUAUAAGCUGUCAUGAAGAUGAAACAAUCGGCAACAAAAAAUAUUAUUUAGAAACAUCUGCAAUGAACGACUACAAGGGAGAUUAUGUUUCCUCACAAGUCGAUUAUAACAUAUCUGCAACUGAAGAAAGUUGUUUUAUCGGUAUAGUUAUGGACGGCGUUGAGGAAACUAUAGCUCUUCAUCGAACUAUAGGAACCGAUGCGGAGGUAGACAUAAUGGACAUGGAGAAUGAAACUUUAAUUCACGAUAUUGAUAACGAUUUAAAAGGUUUUUACAUCAGACCCGAAGUAUCAACGGAAAAUGUUCAAUCCCAAACCAUAUUCUUAAAUGAUAUAAAUGAGCCUAGUACAUCAAAAGGAAUUCGCCAUGGUGUUAACACCGAUGUCCAGUGUGGUACCGAUAUUUCUGCACCAUUUCCCACAUUAUCAGCGACAACAUCAUUCUCGAGAUUACCUAAAACAUGUAACAACGGCAUUAAAAUUGGUGAUUCAAUCACUAAUGUCCAAGUUACCAGCACAGAAUUUGGUACAUGCACAUAUGAAUGUGAUGUGUAUGGCACUCUUACUUUAAGGAGGCCGUCGCCAGGUAUUCGUAUCCAAGAUUCAGAUAAAUGUAUUGCCGAAAAAACUGAGUGCUCUACAAUGACUCAAGCAGUACCUAUUCCAGUAAAUGAAGUCACACCAAACUACGGACCAAAUGAAACCAAGUGCUUAAAGUCAGUUGCGAGUAAUAUGAAAAACGAAGAUUCCAGUUCUGAAUUUUGUGGAAGUGUGUAUAGCUUCCCGAAGAGUCUGUGUAUUUAUCCAAACUCAAUCAACACAAGUGAAGUUCAGAUCAAAACAUCACUCACCAAAGAAGUAGAUGUAUCAGAAGUUUUAUCAGUCACAAAGUAUGUUAGACCUAAAUUAAGUUGUGGUGGCGUUCACAUUCAUGCUUAUAGAGAUAAACAAGUUUCCGAAGAUGUUGUUUUUCAAGGCGAUUGGCAAAAAUAUAGACCUAAAACCCACGUUAAAAGAAAACCAUUAAAUUCCUUCGUAGUUAAAAAAGGAAUCGAACCGGGAAUAAAGAGAAGAAAAGUUAACUCUAAGGAGAAAAUCUCUAAUACAGUUACAAUACACAUUAAACCAGAUUUCAAAAAACCAGUUUACCUGUUUGCUGUCAAUAAUACUAAGCCAAAACAGGAGAAGAAGAAGGAAGAAAAAGUGAUCGUACGUAAUACUUCUUCUAAAACAGUUAGACCCAUUAAGGUCGCUUCUAAAUUAAAUGUGAGUUCAAACGCUAUGAAAAUACCCAAAGUAACAUUUGCAAAAAAGAUUGUCGCUGUGUCUUCUGCUCCUGUCAAAAAAGACAAUGAUAAGAAACCAACAAUUUUAAAGAAAAAUUAUAUACCUGGUUAUUUAAGAAAAAAAGAUAAUACAUUACCUUUGUGUAAUAAACAAUGUUUGAAUUCAAGCAUUGAUACAGUAAAAACGACUAUAAAAGAAAAUGAAAUAUUAUCGCUUUCCAACGCACCGCCUUUAAUAAGGUCUAAAACCGAAGAAAUUAAGAGAAAUUUAUUAAAGUUUAAUUUGCCACCACGAGGAAAAGUUGAGUACAUGGUUUUCCACAAUGAAAUCGAUAAUAAAAGCGGCACGUCGAGUAAUCAACCAAUAGCAAUUACUAAAAAUUAUAAUAGAAGGGAUAAUUCAGAGAAAAAACCACAAAGUCCUCAGUCACAAAAUAGUUCAACAUGUUCAUCUCCCAGUAGCGUCGCGACCGUGAGAAUAACUACGAAAAAAAUUAAAAACUUAUCAAGUAGGAGGAAUUCUACAUCCUCAAAUAAAUGUAACAGUGCAAGUGGUUCAGGGACACCUUCGCCUACUCGACCUAAGAAAUUUACUAAAAGAUGUAAAAGUGCUAAAAAAGUUGAUGAUUACGUGAUUAAUAACAAAGAAAACAUUCCAGAGUCCGCUAGAAAGUGCAAUCUAAAUAAGGAAGUCGAUAAAACUGGAAAGACUGUAUUUUUGGGUAGCCAUAAAAGUGUUUACAUAGCACAAUUAACAACUGAUAACAAAUCUUCUGUAAAUACUAGUUCAAAGUCUAGGACUCAUUCAAAUAAAUCUAACAUCAAAAUACCAAAAUCUGAAGCAUGGAACGACAAGCAAAAAUCUUCGAGUUCAUCUAUUAUACAAAAACCGCAGAAUGAUGUUAUUUAUAGCCAAGUAGGUUACUCAGAAAAUCAAAUUUUAAUAUCAAAAUCAAGUGUUGUCACUCGAAAUCUUGAGAUCAACAAUAUAGAGAUUAAAGAAAAAGUUAUCAAAGACAAAGUUGUUAAAAAUAAUGUAGAAAAUCGUACAGCUAUUUUUGAAGGUGAUAUGACUACAAGCAAAUCUAUUAUUGAAAGUUCCAAAAUAAGUCUCACUAAAGCUAUUGCCGUAAAAAAAUCGAUGCAAAAUAAUACCACUAAUUUAAGCAAAGAUAACGGGAAUAAAGGCAAAAAAUAUUAUUCCAAAAAUCUUGGAUCUACAUCGAAACCACCUAAAUCUACGGAUGAAAUGAACACUGAUACUGCAAUUGAUAUUACGAAUAGAGGCACAUGUGACUAUUCUAACAGUAACAUUACUAAAACAAUUAAAGAGAUUAUUGAGGACUCCUUAGACUUCAUCGACAAACCUUUUUAUGAUGACAGCUCAUUUGAUUCCGCAACAGUAGUAUUAAGCCUCGAUGAUGUAAAUCCAAGUUAUGAUGAUUGUGCCUCUCUAGCAAGUUUUAAGACUAUUGAUACAAACGAUGACUAUUUCGAGUCCAUAAUUGAAAGUGAUUUGGAGAAUGCUUUAAAUCGUACAUUAGAUUCUACAAUAGGCGAGGAAUCUGUCAUAAAUUUGGCUGAAACAAGUUUCACAUUGACCGAUGUUGAUUUACUAUCAUUCAAAUCAGUACCUUCUGUCUCGAAGCUCUCAGAGUAUUUUCUAAAUAAUAACGAAUUCAAGAUUGAUACGACCGAUAAUAAUACUUUCCGUGAGUUAUUUGAGAGGAAAGAUUUGCAAAUGAAUCAGGUGAAAUUAGGCGGUGUUCUGGCUAUCCAAGCAUUUAGUGGAUUUUCUAUCAAUGUUGAACCCGUCGCUGGCGACCAACCAGAUCAUGUGAAUUUUAUAGAUUCAGAGACCGCAAGCCUUACAUUGGAAUUUAACAGACAGGCUACUUCGGAAGAGUUGUUUGUGUCGGGACGGUCGUCAGAUAGUUACGAAUCUUGCCUCAUCGAUGAAGAUGCGGUUGUCCCAAAUUGGUUGUUCCAAAUUAUUAGUCAACAACAAUCUGCAAAUGAACAACCUGAACAAAUGGAAUUAAUUGAUCCCCUGCCACUUGAUAUGUCGGAGCCACUGGCCGAGCCUUUGUACGAUGCUAAUGGAAAUCUAGUGGAGCCAGGAGUGGGUGCAGGCGCGGGUGCGGGGGACGGUCGUGGGAUCCACAGCGACCAAUCACAGGACAGCUCUGGCAGGGGAUCCUCGCUCAGUUCUAGUAAUACCUCUUCGGAACCACGAAGCGAGGCUAUUAUAAUCGAUCCAUCAGCAUUUACGACACAAUUUGAAUUUCUGGGAGAACCUUUAAGCAGUGGUUCUAUGGCAAAUCCCAUUUUGAAUCCCGCAACUGGACAAUUGGAAAAUUUAAUGAGAGUUGACGAAGUUCCAGAAAACGAAGUCAUCACACUAAGAGUACCCACCGAAGGUCCCGCUGGAGUUCAGAUGGUGGCGAGUGACGGUGACGCGGACGUCAGCUCCUUAGAUACAGACGUGCCAGAUUCCUCAGACAAUUGAAAUAUUUCAUUUGCAUGCAAUCAAACUUUUCUCUGAUA
Manduca sexta (tobacco hornworm) is the source of this 6799-nucleotide messenger RNA. RefSeq lists its product as uncharacterized. NCBI's taxonomy places the organism in Eukaryota, Metazoa, Arthropoda, Insecta, Lepidoptera, Sphingidae. The record is from RefSeq and is a predicted model, not a curated record. Bases 168 to 6761 code for a protein of 2197 amino acids. Gene Ontology annotation, molecular function: O-methyltransferase activity; RNA methyltransferase activity. Gene Ontology annotation, cellular component: nucleus; cytoplasm. The transcript is spliced from 24 exons. Gene Ontology annotation, biological process: piRNA processing; RNA methylation; siRNA processing.